AAUUUAAAAGUGUACUACACGAAACCACUUUGGAUUCUAAAUUGAUUAAAAUCAGUCAUAAGAAACUGCGAGUGUCUUCUUUCCCACAAAAUAAGAGGGAAACGGUGCAAUAUUUUGAUUGCCCCCCGACCGGACCAGCGGACGUCAACCCUUCCACCAUCAAAUCCAACAUUUCUCGAACUUUCUACCCUUUUCCUUACGUUUCUCACUUCAAACCCAUUAAAACCCCACCACUCCGCCAUUGCCAUUCAUGUUCACUAAUCCCACCGGAAACCAUACAUACACGCAAUGGCUUUGGAAACUGAGUCUGUCACUCGGGACAAAUUAUCCCUUGCCGAUACUGAGAUCGAUUGGGCCAGGUUGGACAAGACAAGAUUUCAUGUUAUUGGGGCUGUCCUGUUUACCGUACAGCAAGCAUUAAUACAUCCAACAGCGGUUGUUAAAACAAGAAUGCAAGUAGCUGAUUCUCGGUUGGCUCAUAUGCCUGGAAUGGUGGUCUUUAAGGAUAUAUUGAGAAACGAUGGUAUCCCUGGGGUUUUUCGUGGUUUUGGAACUUCUGCUAUUGGAUCAUUGCCCGGUAGGGUUCUGGCUUUGACGUCUCUUGAAAUGUCGAAAGAUAUGAUGUUGAAGUAUACACAAGGUUUGAAUAUGCCUGAAACAACACGUAUUGGUGUUGCUAAUGGUGUGGCAGGAAUGUUUUCGAGCUUGAUUUCUUCCUUGUACUUUGUGCCAUUGGAAGUGAUAUGCCAGAGACUUAUAGUGCAAGGGCUGCCUGGUGCAACAUUUUACAUUGACCCUUUUGAUGUUGCCCGUAAAGUGAUAAAAGCCGAAGGAUUUUGCGGACUGUAUCGAGGUUUCGGAUUAACAGCUUUGACUAACUCGCCGGCAGUUGCACUUUGGUGGGGCGUUUAUGGUGCUGCCCAACGUAUCAUUUGGAGGAGCCUUGGUUAUAGAGAUGACUCAGAGAAGAAGCCCUCUCAUAUGGAGAUGAUGGCCGUACAGGCCACUGCAGGAAUGGUUGCUGGUGCUUGUUCCUCUGUUAUCACCACCCCCAUUGACACUGUAAAGACACGGCUGCAGGUCAUUGAUGAUUAUGGUGUUGCAAGACCAUCAGUACUGAAGACUACAAAGAUACUCUUGAAGGAAGAUGGGUGGUGGGGCUUCUACAGGGGGUUCGGUCCCCGGUUCCUAAAUAUGUCCCUUUAUGGAACUACAAUGAUUGUUACUUAUGAACUGAUAAAGAGGUUGUCUAUAAAGCACAUUUGAUGUUCUUCAACUGAGGAGGCACUAGUUUGAUAUAUUUACUUCUCCAAAUUCGGGGAAUCUGAUCCCACGGACUCCAUUUUUUUUAACAUCAGACAUGGAAUCAAAGGUUGGUUUGUAUUCUUUUGAAUUACUUUCAAUUUUUUUGAGCUGACUUGUCAUUGUAUUGAAAAGAAAAUCAAGCGGAAUGGCAAAUGAUGGCAAUACCACGAGUCUUUGGAAUUUUGAUGAGUUUGACAAUGGAGCUCCAAAUGAUGGCAUUAAUAUUAUAUCUGUUAGAUCUAGUAUUAUAAUUUUUUUUUGUAUAUUUGUAUUUUUUGAAUAAAUUAGUUUAAUAAAAAUAUUUAUUAAUUACAUUAAUUCCUUUUA
Molecule: messenger RNA, 1632 nt
Organism: Gossypium raimondii (Peruvian cotton)
Lineage: Eukaryota; Viridiplantae; Streptophyta; Magnoliopsida; Malvales; Malvaceae
Exons: 6
Coding region: 289-1266 (325 amino acids)
Source: RefSeq, a predicted model, not a curated record